Messenger RNA from Chanos chanos (milkfish), 1169 nucleotides. It is a transcript of the gene gna13a, whose product is annotated as guanine nucleotide binding protein (G protein), alpha 13a. The coding region runs from base 16 to 1146 and encodes 376 amino acids. Gene Ontology annotation, biological process: adenylate cyclase-activating G protein-coupled receptor signaling pathway; Rho protein signal transduction. Gene Ontology annotation, molecular function: GTPase activity; guanyl nucleotide binding; G-protein beta/gamma-subunit complex binding. The transcript is spliced from 4 exons. The record is from RefSeq and is a predicted model, not a curated record. Lineage: Eukaryota; Metazoa; Chordata; Actinopteri; Gonorynchiformes; Chanidae. Gene Ontology annotation, cellular component: heterotrimeric G-protein complex; brush border membrane; cytoplasm.
GAAGUUGUUACAAAGAUGGCGGAUUUCCUGCCCUCCCGGACUGCAUUUGUUUGUUUUCGACCCUGUCUCCUUUCAAGUAACGAAGCCGAACAGCUUAGAAAAUCUAAAGAGAUCGACAAAUGUCUUUCCCGGGAGAAAACCUAUGUAGAAAAACUCGUGAAAAUAUUAUUACUGGGUGCUGGAGAAAGUGGCAAAUCUACGUUCCUCAAACAAAUGCGCAUCAUUCAUGGGCAGGACUUCGAUCAGCAGGCCAAAGAAGAGUUCCGGGCUACAAUCUACAGCAAUGUUAUCAAAGGUAUACGAGUGUUGGUGGACGCACGUGAAAAGCUGCACAUUCCCUGGGGAGAUCCGUCCAACCAGACGCACGGAGAGACAGUGAUGCGCUUCGACACGCGUUCGUCUAUGAUGGCCCAGGGAAUGGUGGAAACCAAGGUGUUUUUACAUUACCUCCCCUCCAUCCGUGCUCUAUGGCAAGACAGUGGAAUUCAGAAUGCUUAUGACAGACGGCGAGAAUUCCAAUUGGGUGAAUCAGUCAAAUAUUUCUUGGACAACCUGGAUAAAAUUGGGAAGCCGGACUACCUACCCACACAGCAAGACAUCCUUCUGGCACGGAGGCCAACCAAAGGCAUCCACGAGUACGACUUCGAGAUCAAGAACGUCCCGUUCAAGAUCGUGGACGUGGGAGGGCAGCGUUCGGAGCGCCGGAAAUGGUUCCAGUGUUUCGACUGCGUGACCUCGGUCCUCUUCAUCGUCUCGUCCAGCGAGUUUGACCAGGUUCUGAUGGAGGACCGCCAAACCAACAGACUCAUGGAGUCGCUCAACAUUUUCGAGACCAUCGUCAACAACCGGGUGUUCGCCAACGUCUCCAUCAUCCUCUUCCUCAACAAGACGGACCUGUUAGAGGAGAAGGUCAAGACGGUUUCCAUCAAUGACUACUUCCCCGAUUUUACCGGCGAGCCGCACGACCUAGCCGACGUUCAGAAGUUCUUGGUGGAGUGUUUCCGCGGCAAACGCCGGGAGCAGCAGCAGAAACCGCUCUAUCACCAUUUCACCACUGCCAUAAACACGGAGAACAUCCGACUGGUUUUCCGCGACGUUAAGGACACCAUUUUACACGACAACCUUAAACAGCUCAUGUUGCAAUGAGCAAUGCCAAGUGACCCUAAAUA